This is a messenger RNA of Poecilia latipinna (sailfin molly), 2930 nucleotides long. RefSeq lists its product as uncharacterized. The transcript is spliced from 14 exons. Gene Ontology annotation, biological process: dGTP catabolic process. Gene Ontology annotation, molecular function: dGTPase activity. The record is from RefSeq and is a predicted model, not a curated record. The coding region runs from base 1 to 2712 and encodes 903 amino acids. NCBI's taxonomy places the organism in Eukaryota, Metazoa, Chordata, Actinopteri, Cyprinodontiformes, Poeciliidae.
AUGGCAGACAAAACUAAGGUGUUCAAAGAUUCCGUUCAUGGGAGUCUGGAGCUGCACCCAGUCCUUGUCAAGAUCAUCGAUACGCCUCAGUUUCAGCGACUUCGAAACAUCAAGCAGCUUGGAGGGACGUAUUACGUUUAUCCUGGAGCCUCUCACAACCGCUUUGAACACAGCAUUGGGGUGGCGCACUUGGCUGGAGAACUUCUUCAGACUCUCAAAAAGAAGCAGCAAAAACUCAGAAUUGAUGAGAGGGACGUCCUUUGUGUGCAGAUAGCUGGACUUUGCCAUGACCUGGGACAUGGACCGUUUUCCCACAUGUUUGAUCAAAUGUUUAUACCUAAAGCACGUCCUGGAUAUGACUGGAGUCAUGAGAAGGCAUCUCAAGACAUGUUUGACCAUCUAGUGGAAGAAAAUGAGUUGAACAAAUUCAUGGAGGACCACGGCCUGGUGCCGAAAGAGGACCUUCCCUUUAUAAAGGAGCUGAUUGAUCCUCCGAAUGUUAAAACAAUUGAGUGGCCACACCAUGGCCGACCCAGAGAGAAGGCCUUCCUCUAUGAAGUUGUGUCCAACAAAAGGAACAAGAUUGAUGUGGAUAAGUGGGAUUAUUUUGCCAGGGAUUUCCAUCACUUGGGUAUGAAGAACAAUUUUGACUGCCAUCGCCUGAUUAAAUUUGCCAGAGUGUGUGAAGUGGAUGAGGAGAUGCAGAUCUGUUACAGAGACAAGGAGGGGUUCAAUCUCUACAACAUGUUCUACACAAGGUUCUGUUUGCACAAAAGAGCAUGCCAGCACAAAGUGGCCAACAGCAUAGAGUGGAUGAUCACAGACGCUUUUCUGAAAGCAGAUAAACACAUCAAGAUUGAAGGCAAGGAUGGAAAGAUGUUCACUCUCUCCACAGCUAUUGAUGACAUGGUGGCAUACACUAAGCUGACAGAUAAUGUAUUUGAACAGAUACUGAACCACCCGUCUGAUGCGGGCAUUGAAGAAGCAAAAAAGAUUCUGGAACACCUGUGUACUAAAGCAGAUAUCGAAGAAACUAAGAAGAUACUGAACAAUUCAUCUACUGAAGAACCCAAUGAAGAGGCAAAGAAAAUACUGGACCACCUGUCUACUGGUGUGGGCUUUAAAGCAUUAGAGAAGACACUGGUCCAUCUGUCUACUGAUGCGGGGUUUGAAGAGGCAAAGAAUAUUCUGGACACCUUGUCUACUGCUGUAGCCAUUGAAAAUCUAAAGAUGAUACUGGUCAAUCUGCCUACUAAUCCAGACUUUAGAGACAUAAAGAAGAUACUAGACUUCCUAUCUACUGAUGAGGGAAAAAAAGAUUCAAAGAAGAAACUGGAACACCAGUCUGCUGAUGCAGCCAUUGAAAAGGCAAAUGAGAUACUGGACCACCUGUCUACUGAUGCAGCCAUUGAAAAGAUAAAGAAGAUAUUGGAACACCUCUCUACUUAUGCAGGCUUUAAAGAGCUAAAGAAGAUACUGGACCACCUGUCUGCUGGUGUGUGCUUUAAAGAGGUGAAGAAGAUACUGGACCACCAGUAUACUGAUGCAGCCAUUGAAGAGCUAAAGAAGAUACUGGGCCACCUGUCUACUGAUGUGGGCUUUGAUUAUGUAAAGACGAUACUGGACCACCUUGUUAAAAAGUUAAAUGCCAUACUUGCCUACCUAGCUCCUUAUGUGGGUCCUGAAACAGUAGAGGAGAUACAAGAACUCCAGUCUGCUGAUACAGCCAUUAAAAAGAUACUACAACAUCUGUCUACUGAUGAGGGCUUUAAAGAGGUAGAAAAGAGACUGGAACGCAAGCGUACUGAUGCAGCCUUUGAAGAGGCAAAGAAGAUACUGGAACACCUGUCUACUGAUAACGACUUUAAAGACGUAGACAGCAUACUGCACCACCUGUCUAUUGAUACUGCCUUUAAAAAGGUAAAGAAGAUAUUGCAAGACCAGUAUACCGAUGCAGCCACUGAAGAGGCAAAGAUACUGGAACACCUGUAUACUGAUGCAGACACUGAAAAAGUAAAGAUGAUACUGAAGCACCUGUCUACUGAUGCAGCCAUUGAAAAGGUAAAGAGGAUACUGAAGCACCUGUCUGCAGAUGCUGAAAAGGCAAAGAAGAUACUGGAGUACUUUUUUACUGAUGCAGAUGCUGAAAAGGCAAAGAAGAUACUGGAGCACCCUCCUACUGGUGAAGUCAUUGAACAGAUAAAGAAAAUACUGGAGCACAUAUCUACUGAUGCAGACAUUGAAAAAGUAAAGAAGAUACUAAACCACCUUUCUGCUGAUCGAGACAUUAAAAAGGGAAAGGAGAUACUGGACAGAGUCCUUAAACGGGAUCUCUACAGGUGUUGGGGGGAAUUUCACUCAAACAAAUCCUCCAAAGAAAUUAAGAAAAUCGAGGCAGAAUGGGAAAAAAAAAUGAAAAAAAUCAACCAACAGGGUGACACUCAACACCUGCAGCCAGAGGACUUUGUGGUUCAUGAAAUUAAAUUAGACUAUGGGAAGCAGGAUAAAGACCCAAUAGAGGAUGUGCGUUUCUACCAAAAAGACGAUCCAGAUAAAGCCGAAGAACUUAAAAGAGAUGAUGUAUCUAACCUUCUUCCAGCAAAAUUUGAAGAGACAAUAAUCAGAUUCUACUGCAAAAGGACAAAUGAUCCGGAGGCUGGCAAGCAGCAAUUUAAGAAAUUUAAGUCCACACACGACAAAUUUCCAGAAUGAAGAUGUGGCAGCUUCUGAAGAGUCUCUUCCAUAAUCCAGCUGGGGCAGCAAUUAUAAAGUUAUAUGAAAUAAACUUGUUUUUUAGAGUAAGUGCAGAAACAACCCUAUAUGAAUCAUUUGGAGAAGGUUUUUUGUUAAACUCUGAUUUAAUUUUUUUUAUUUUUUUUUAUUAAGAACAGGUGUUUAUCAGCACAAUUUAAAUAUACCUAUAAGGAGAA